AUGCCAGCAGGUCCGUCCUCGCCGUUUGAAGUCUCUCCAGCGAGCAGGGGCGAGACCAUCCCUCCGCAUAGUCUCCACCCAGCUGCCCAGCAGCUACAGCAGCCGCCACCGCCACCUCCGCCUUUUGCUACCGGUGCCGAUGCCGGUGCCGUAACCCACUUCCGCCCCGGCUCCGGCCCCCCUACUAACAACGGGUCUUCCAUCGACAUGUCUGGGAUGGAGGCCCACCAAUCGGUAUUUCAUGCCGAACUCUCACGAGAUCAGGAUGUACACAUAACUUCUGCCGCAGACGGGCAAACUGAGCAGCAGCAUGCUGUAGCAGUGCCUGGUGUCGGUGGCAGUGGUUUUGGACCAACGGGCCCGUCACCGUCCAAUAUUUCACACCGGUUAGUCCAUGGCCCCGUGAUGGAGCCAUCGCCAGUUCAGCAUGGCCAGUUUGGUAUUUUGGCGCCGGGCCUUGCAAUGCCAGAAGCCAUUACGAUUGAGACGGGCGAGUCUCUUGUCGGGCCCGCCGGAUUCAUCCCUAUCGACGGUACCACUACCCCCGGAUGGAGGCCACACGGCAGUCUUUUGAGCACAAAAUGGGUCCUCGACCCCCCGAACCUCGAUGAGUGGCGGCAGAAGCUGUUUGACGCAGAUGGCCUCAUCAUUCUCACUCAUGAGCAAUUCGAAACCUACUUUCCACACGUAGACAAUGUCUACUCCCACCGCUCGACCCAAAACUACAAGAAGAAGCCCUUCAUCUCGCACUACUGGGACUGCCGCCUCAAGGGCCGCCCUCCAGGCACCAAAAAGUCCGACGACCCGACCAAGAAGCGCCGCAACCGCAUCUCGCGCAAGCUCAACCUGUGCGACGUCAAGAUCAAGAUCACAGAGUAUUUCCCGGGCGCCACCCUCCACGACGUCGACGACGGCACCUACGUGCCUCUGAACGGCGGCCAGGCGCUCAACGGGGCGCACACCGUGCUCGCGCCGCCCGGGGAGAGGGAGCUGAGGGUCGCGCCCGCCACGCCGAACAACUUGCCCGCGCCCGGGCAGAAGUUUUGGACAAUUCAGCGGGUUAAUGGCCACAUCAGCGUCAGCGGCAUCCCUGGACCGCAUCAGCAUACCCUAGCCAAGAGCGACGAGGUGAAGAAGAAUAGUAUACAGCGGUAUCUUGCUAAGCAUAAGACCGAUGCAGCCAAGAAUGAUGGGCCUAGAAAGGCAACGGGCCGAGCUCACUGGACCAUCAAGAAGCAUGAGAAAGAGAGCGAUCUGAAGCUGUAUUCCGCAUGUUACUGCCCCUUUUCUCAGAGCGUCUGGAUCGCACUCGAAGCAAAGGGCCUAGCGUACCAGUACUGCGAAGAAGAUCCCUACAAGGUGGCCGCAUCGCAACCGCUGCUGGAAGCAAAUCCCAGGGGAACCGUCCCUGCGAUACGGCAGGGCGACUGGGCUUGUGCCGACAGCGGCGUGAUAUUGGAAUAUAUAAACACCCGUCUCGCCCCAGCAUUCUACCGCCUCCUCCGCAGCCCUGAUCCGACCCUGCGACCGCAGUACAUUGAGCGCCUCCAAAACGCGAUCAAGGACCUCGUUCUCGCCGCCGACGAGGAAGGACCGUUCUUUCUGGGCAACACAAUGUCCCUCGUUGACGUACACUUUGCGCCCUUUGCCGUCCGUCUCUCGCGCGUCCUGCAGCCGAUGUGCGGGUGGCCUGCGCCCGCGCCGGGUUUGCGCUGGGCGAAGUGGCUUGACGCGCUCGAGAGCAACGUGCACGUACAGGCUACGACGAGCGGGAAAGCUGUGUAUGCUGAGACUGUGGAGUUUUUGCAGGUGGCUCUUGAUCCGGAUGGACAGCUGAGCAUUUGA
This is a messenger RNA of Colletotrichum paranaense, 1845 nucleotides long. RefSeq names its product glutathione S-transferase domain-containing protein. The record is from RefSeq and is a predicted model, not a curated record. The transcript is spliced from 5 exons. Gene Ontology annotation, cellular component: cytoplasm. Lineage: Eukaryota; Fungi; Ascomycota; Sordariomycetes; Glomerellales; Glomerellaceae. The coding region runs from base 1 to 1845 and encodes 614 amino acids.